Messenger RNA from Symbiodinium natans, 2466 nucleotides. NCBI's taxonomy places the organism in Eukaryota, Dinophyceae, Suessiales, Symbiodiniaceae. The record is from the annotation of a GenBank genome assembly.
AUGCUUCUGCCUUACUACGGCGGACGCUUCGUGGAGAUGGUUGGCAGCCCGGGCGGAGUGUCGACAGAGGCGCUGAACCAGGUGACGGCCGAGAUCAUUGUGGUCGCCAUCGCCUCUUCCCUUACCUCCAUGAUUCGAGGUGCAUUGUUCGUCCUGGCAGGGGAACGCAUCGUGUGCGAGCUGAGAAAGCAGGUUUUUCGUGCGCUGCUCCGUCAAGAAGUCGCCUUCUUCGACGUGCAGACUACUGGCGCAUUGGUGUCCCGGUUGACCAAUGACACUGGAACUUUGCAGAAUGCCGCGAGCUCAAACAUCUCCAUUUUCCUGCGCAGCAGCGCCAGCUUGCUGCUGUCCGUCAUCGUGAUGCUCGUGACUUCAUGGAAGCUCACCCUGGCCAUGCUUGUCACUGUGCCAGUGGUGAGCAUCUUGGCCGUGUUUAUGGGCCAGAUCUCUCGGCGAGUGAGCAAGAAAUACCAGGACGAGACUGCAGAAGUCGGAAACCUGGCUUCAGAGACUUUUGGCAAUCUUCGCACCGUCCGCGCUUUCAGCUCUGGCGAGAAGCUGAUGGACAAGAAGUACUGUGCCGCCAGUGAUCUUGUCUAUCGGUAUGGACGACAACGGUCGAUGAUCUACGGAGCAUGGUCUGGCGUAGUUGGCAUGCUCUUCUUCAUCGCGUUCACCAUUGUGCUCCGAUACGGCGCCACCCUCGUCCACAACAAUGAGAUGACUUCUGGGCAGCUGAUUUCCUUCAUCUUGUACACAGUUAGUCUGUCCGGCUCCGUCGCAAUGCUCGGCAGCCUCAUGCCCAGCUUUGCGUCAGCCAUUGGCGCGACGGUCAAGAUCUUCGAGAUCAUCGAUCGGGAGCCGGCACAGGUCGAAGGCCAGGUAGAGCCCGCAGACUGCAGGGGCAAGGUCGAGUUCCAGAACGUCUCAUUUUCCUACGUCACCCGACCCGACCAGCAGGUCUUGAAGAACGUCAGCUUCACUGCAGAGCCCAACCAGGUCGUCGCACUUGUGGGGCAGUCCGGCAGCGGCAAGAGCAGCUGCGUCUCGCUCCUGCAGCGGCUCUACGACUGCCAGGAGGGCUCGGUGAAGAUCGACGACGUCGAUGUCAAGCAGCUGAAGUACUCCUACCUUCGCAGCCACAUUGCCGUGGUCUCACAGGAGCCAAUCCUCUUCGCCAUCAGCGCCAGAGAGAACAUUGCCUUCGGGGUCGAGGAGAUCGACGAGACGAAGCUCAUGGAAGCCGCGAAGCUGGCAAACUGUCAUGGCUUCAUCGCAGACUUCACGGAUGGCUACAACACACUCGUGGGCGAGCGGGGCAUCCAGCUAAGCGGAGGCCAGAAGCAGCGCGUGGCCAUUGCGCGUGCGAUCAUGGCCAAUCCUUCCAUCCUCCUCCUGGAUGAGGCUCAGGGCUUUGCGGUUGUGUUUGGGUUUUCUCGGCUGUUUAGCCUUCUGCGGCUCAUGGCUCUGGUCACAACGAUGCUGGAGAAGUUCCUGUCCGACCUGCAGGCAGAAGGCGACUACAAGGAGGUCCUCAUUAAGAACAGAGUGAUCCACUCCAAUGCGCGGUCUCCCGACUUGGGAAGUCUUUGUGGGCUGGACAGCGCCAUCCAAGACCUGUUUGUCGACCUGCCCAGGGCAACAGCUUCCGUGAUCAACGGCCUCGCCACUGCGGCCAAGGUUCUGUUGGAGGCAGCCUCAAAUCCGGACUCACCCGUGCAGGGCAAGCCUGAAGCGUUUUCGAUCCAGCAGCAGCAGCAGCCGGCAUCCGGGCAGACUUCCAUCACCAGGCUGACGGUGUCGAGACUGCAGUGCUUGGAAAUCUUGGCUGCGGGGUUCUUUGGUUUCCUCCAGAGGGACUGGUACAGCAGGCGGGAAGGUCUGGACCUGCCGGGCUUCAGCUUCGAGAAACUUUGGUGUUACGAUUGCAGGAAAUGGGAUGGGAAAAACUUUGUCCUCAUGGCCGUGUUGCUCUACUUCGCUGGAAUGUCUGAGCAGAGCAAAGAGUUCCUGGACGAGACCUUGGUCUUGAAACGAAAGGCGUGUGGUGCCCAGCAAGUUGGUGACGAAGUCUUCUGUCCGGUGGAGAUGCAGCUGGACGGCGUGUCCAUCCACAGCUUCGAUGGUCCGAGUCAUCUGCAAGCGGAUUUUGCCAACCAAUAUAUCGGUGGUGGAGUUCUUAGUGGAGGUGGGACGCAAGAGGAGUGCAUGUUUCUGGAGUUCCCCGAGUUGUUGGCGAGCAUCUACCUGGUGGAGAGGAUGCUGCCACAUGAGGCGGUCGAGAUUGUUGGCGCGAGGACAACAACUGCCUUCGGGAUAGCACGAACUCAGGUCUCAUAUGGAGAUUUAUCGAUCACAACAUGGGUGCUGGAAGACAUGUUCAGAGACCGCAGCAAUUCUGUCGACCUGCUCCUGUCAUCGGCCCGCCCAUUUUUGCUGCGGCUUGCCUACAAUUUGGACGAGUAG